Molecule: messenger RNA, 870 nt
Organism: Dracunculus medinensis (Guinea worm)
Lineage: Eukaryota; Metazoa; Nematoda; Chromadorea; Rhabditida; Dracunculidae
Source: the annotation of a GenBank genome assembly
AUGUGUGGAAAAUGCGAAUCACCAAUUCGAGAUCGUUUUAUACUUAAAGUAUUAGACCAGUUAUUUGGAACUAAAUGUGCUAAAUGUGAAGAAGGUAUAUGCCCAGAUACGAUCGUACGUCGUGCGAAUGAGCAUGUCUAUCACGUAGAAUGUUUUCAAUGUGUUAUUUGCAAACGUGAAUUGAGAACUGGCGAAGAAUUUUACUUGAUUCCCAACGAUGGACGACUUGUAUGUAAAUCAGAUUAUGAAAUGGCAAAAAAUAAAGAAUCAGAUGUGGAUUCAAAUACAAAACGACCAAGGACAACUAUUUCAGCGAAAAGUUUAGAAACGCUUAAACAAGCGUAUCAGACAAGUUCGAAACCAGCAAGACAUAUACGAGAGCAACUAGCUGCUGAUACGGGUUUAGAUAUGAGAGUUGUGCAGGUUUGGUUUCAAAAUAGGCGAGCUAAAGAAAAGCGAUUAAAAAAGGAUGCAGGAAGAAGAUGGGCUGCAUAUGGCAUGAACAAGGCAUUAGACAGUGAUAGUGCUUCACCAGAUGGCAGUCUUUGUCAAAGUCCCUUAUUUGGUACGAGUGGUUAUGUGGAUACUUCAAUUGAUGGUGAUGGUCAGUCAGAUGUAGGAUAUGGGAGCAAUUUAUUUUUUUACGAGUGGUUCUUCUACAAUGGGAUUGGAAUUUUUUUAAAAAAUUUAUGUUUUACAGAUAUUGAUAAUAAUUUUGGGCGAACACCAGAUGGAAAUCUGGCUCCAGCUGGAGCCUUAUUAGGCUUAGAACCAACAACUAUGCAAAGCGAACUUCAAAACUCUUUAUUUAUAGAAGCAUCUCCUGGAAUCGUAAUUGAUCAUUCAGUUUCUCAUCAAUAUUUGCAGUAG